Dreissena polymorpha is the source of this 741-nucleotide messenger RNA. Its product is annotated as NADH dehydrogenase [ubiquinone] 1 beta subcomplex subunit 5, mitochondrial-like. The transcript has 6 exons. NCBI's taxonomy places the organism in Eukaryota, Metazoa, Mollusca, Bivalvia, Myida, Dreissenidae. The record is from RefSeq and is a predicted model, not a curated record. Bases 2 to 652 code for a protein of 216 amino acids.
AAUGUGCAUCGAAAUUCUGUCUGCCCAACCGAGUGGUCGCCCCUGUGCAAGGUCGAAUCGAAUCGUCUUGGGCACCAAAAUGCCUGGUUGGAGUUCGUUAAGAGCACCAACAUUAAAUGGUGCUAGAUUUUUUCUAAAUAACAUAAGGCGGUCUCAAAAUGUCCAUACCUCAGCACCCAAAAUGGGAGGUGGUGGGCAUGCUGAGACAAUGGUCAUAAAACCAAGCCAGUAUCAGUGGAACAGAAUUAAAGAUGAACUGCAUUUUUAUAUUUUGCUGGGUGUGCUUCCUCUAGCUGCCUUCGCCACAUACUGCAAUGUUGUGUAUGGUCCAGCAGAGUUGCAAGAUAUACCUGAAGAUUAUGUCCCCAUGCCUCAUGAAUAUCUGAAGAACCCUGUGUCUCGAAAGCUGGUCGCGUUCUUUAAUGACUGGUUAAUGGAAAGCUACGAGAAACGCUACGAGAAAACUGUAUACACUGUAUGGAGAGAUAUGGAGAAACAAAAUCAGAGACUGGACUUCUGGAAGAUGCAGAGGUUGAUGGGGGAGAGGCAGGACCAGAAGAACUUCUACUUCAUACCAGACCGCAGCAACAUGAGCGAGAGGUACACCAGGGAGAUGUAUGACCACAUCCAAAAGAUAAAGAAGAGUGACUAAAGACAAGAAAGUGGUCUGGAGAUUACUUAAAAGAUGUGCUCUAAAAAACAGAAUGUUUUAUGCUUAAAGUGAAUACUUCAACUAUUUGA